This is a messenger RNA of Pieris napi, 2361 nucleotides long. It is a transcript of the gene por, whose product is annotated as protein-serine O-palmitoleoyltransferase porcupine. Gene Ontology annotation, cellular component: endoplasmic reticulum; membrane. NCBI's taxonomy places the organism in Eukaryota, Metazoa, Arthropoda, Insecta, Lepidoptera, Pieridae. Gene Ontology annotation, molecular function: palmitoleoyltransferase activity; Wnt-protein binding. The record is from RefSeq and is a predicted model, not a curated record. Gene Ontology annotation, biological process: lipid modification; canonical Wnt signaling pathway; Wnt protein secretion. The transcript has a single exon. Bases 476 to 1801 code for a protein of 441 amino acids.
CUAAAUAAGAAAAUGAUUGAGUAAACAAAAUGUAUAAUUAAAUAAGUAUUAUACAUAUCAUGUUUUAAAUAAACACACAAGCUACAGCAAGUAUGUCUAAAAUCUGUGCUGAAUGCAUUUGUUAGUUGAAUCGUAGACCAAUAUUAAGAUAUCUGUAUUCUGUGAUGUGAAUUUUUAAAUUUAACGGAGUGACUACGUCAAGUCCAAGAAAGAAAAAUAAGAUCUUAAAGCGUUGUGAAUAAUUGUGAAUACUUUUAUUUAAAAGAGAAGUGAAUAUUUUACCUAAAAGGAAUCAUUCUAAUUUAAUUUAGUUAAAGAUAAGUGAAUAAAUAUGCAAAACAACAAGCUGAAGCUAUGAACCAUCGUUUUAUCAAACAAAAAAUUUAGUAAUAAACAUUAUGCUAUAAUUCCCCGUGAAUAAUUUAAUAACAAGGGCGGUCUCCUUAUCUGAUUAGUUAUCUUAAAAAGUAAAAAAAUGGAUGAAGAGGAAUAUAUUGAAAGUACUUGGUCAUAUUUAUCUUUUUGUGUUGAACCUACCCUCUAUGAAGGGUUAAGAUUUGCAAAAGAUUUACUAAUAGCAAGUGUUGCUUUACGAAUGGCUAUACAAUAUAUUCCCAUGCCUCAUAAUGUUCGUCAUAGCCUGAGCUUCAUUAUUGGGGGCCUACUGUUGUAUCAUAGUAUAGGAUUAGCUAUUAUUUGGAUCUUUGGAUUUACAUUAAGUGUAUAUAUACUUAUUUUAAUUUUAUCAUUGUCUACAAGAAAAAGAGUGAGAGGACCUAUAACUUGUCUGUGUGUUAUAUCAUUUCUGCUCUUGUGUGAGUUACACCUAAUUAACCCGAAGAUGUGGCAACAAAUACGGGGAAUUCAAAUGAUAGCCUCUAUGAAGAUAAUAUCAGUAGCUAUAGAACUGGAUCGAAGUUUAUUUAAGAAAAUGAUAAACCCAGUUGAAUUUUUCGGAUACAUAUUUUGCCCAGCUAACUGUAUGUUGGGUCCAUGGAUAUCAUUCCACUCUUAUGAUCAAUACUUAGGUGUCAAAUUCUUAACAAAGAGAUGGAUUAGAGUAAUCGCAGAAAACAUGGCAAUGGCAUUAAUAUUUUUAAACUUAUCUAAUUGUAUUGUGCCUUGGAUCAUCAGCGAUGAUAGUACCAAGUGGCUUUUAGCAUAUAGAGAUGCUCAGGCCUUUAGGAUGUCUCAUUAUUUUGUAUCAAGCAUGUCUAUGGUUUCUAUGUUGAGUGCUGGUUUUGGGUUGACAAAUGAUUGCCAUUCUGAAAUCCAAAUCACAAAACCUUUAUUUAUUGAGUUACCAAGAUCUUUAGUGCAAGUUGUUAUAUUUUGGAACAUUCCCAUGCACCAAUGGCUCAAGAAUUAUGUAUUUAAAUCAUGUCAUGCCUAUGGACAGUUCUUUGCAAUACUAUCUACAUAUGUUGUAUCAUCACUCCUCCAUGGAUGUAACUUUCAGCUAUCAGCUGUACUAUUAAGUAUAGGAACUUUUUCUUACAUUGAAUAUAAUUUUAGACUUAAAGUAGCAUCUGCAUUAGAAGCAUGUUGCCUAGCAAACCCAUGUACAAAGCAGUGUGAGCAUAAAUAUAAGAAAAAUUGCAUUUUAACAGUGUUUUUAAACACUUUAUUUUCAUUAAUAACUGUCAUACACUUGGCAUAUUUGGGAGUGAUGUUUGAAGCAUCAUUUUCAAUACAAGAAACUGGAUAUUCAUUUUCUCAUACUAUUAGUAAAUGGGAGAAUUUAGAUUUUUUUAACCAUGGCCUAGCUACUUUUUUCUAUGUGAUAUAUUUAAUGAUGUAAGUGAAGUCUCAAAUCCUGUAUGUAAACCCUUUAGAAAAAUACCUGAUUACAUGUGUAGCUGCCUUAUUACAGUAUAAAAAUUAGGUUGACAGUUAAUUAGUCUAUCAUCAAUGCAUAAUAAUCAAAUGCAAAACACCCAGUCCAAUGAAAACAAACCCAAUAAAAAAAAUAUCAGUCUUAUACUGUUAACUUAAACACUGUUCUGUAUCAUUCUGUCACAACUUUUAAAAUACUAUUUAACAGAAAGAGAUUAGCACUACUUUAGUUACAACAGACUGAUUUUGCACUUAUUAAUAAGGGGGUAUAUUUACUUCACCAACCCAAUUUUUCUAGAAUGUUAUAUGAAUAUAAUGUAAAAUGUUCAUUUUUUUUUUAACAAACUUAUAUAUUAAAAACACAAAGUAAUUAUUUGAUGAACUUAUUUAUCAGAAGUAUUAAAUCUUAUAGAAGACAUGCAUAAUUGUUUAAUAAGGUUUUAUAUCAGUAUUAAUACUUGUAAAAUUAAUUUAUAUUUUUUUAUUUUGCAAAAUCAAUAAAAGUAUGUGUAUUAUUUUAUUCAA